This is a messenger RNA of Puccinia triticina, 213 nucleotides long. RefSeq lists its product as uncharacterized. The transcript is spliced from 4 exons. NCBI's taxonomy places the organism in Eukaryota, Fungi, Basidiomycota, Pucciniomycetes, Pucciniales, Pucciniaceae. The record is from RefSeq and is a predicted model, not a curated record. The coding region runs from base 1 to 213 and encodes 70 amino acids.
AUGUACUCAAAUUCGAUACGCACCGGCCUCUCCGCGUUUCUGCUUCUGCUCAUCCUGGGCCAAAGCUUCAGCCGACCUCUCAGCGAUUUGAAACGUCGAGCGGAUGUGCUGGGGACUGGAAUCACAUUUACUAGAAAGACUAGUCAAUUUUCACAUCCUCGUCCUUUCCGACAGUCGCUAACCUCUUCUUCUGGAGACACCAACGAUAAUUAA